Symbiodinium natans is the source of this 981-nucleotide messenger RNA. Lineage: Eukaryota; Dinophyceae; Suessiales; Symbiodiniaceae. The record is from the annotation of a GenBank genome assembly.
AUGGAUGCCAAGGAGAAGGCCAAGUUCCAGCAGGAAGCAGCUAGCAAGUCUGCCGAUGCUCAGCGGGCCCGUGGCGCAGUGCUGUCCCGUGCACCUCCGGAGCCAAAGCCAACUGCAGGGGAGGUUCAGUUGGGGACUCGAGUGGAGGUGUGCUGGCAAUGCACAACGCUGGAGGCCACGCGUCUCAUUGGAGAAGGGGCGUAUGGCAGCGUGUACGAGUGCCAAAGCGCGGCAGGUGCGAGGUACGCCGUCAAGCUCUAUGGGAGGAGCGCCGGAGAGAACCUUGACAACGAGGCUGCCGCGUACAAAAGGCUGAGUGCUCAUCCGAACAUUCUUGCUUUGUGGGGAGCUGUGACAGCGACUACAGAUGACAGACUGGGUCUCAUCUUCGAGCUGGGGCAUCCUUUGUCAGAGUACCUUCGGGAUCGCCGCCUUCCUUUGCAGCUUGAUCGAGAGCCAAAGUCGCUGGCCAAGCAACUUCGCGUUCGCUGGCAAGUUGCGGUGCAGUUGUCACAGGGCUUGGACUUCAUGCACAAGCUCGAAGUCAUCCACUGCGAUGUCAAGGUUUCUAAUGCGAUCGUGCAGAUGGACACAAACGUCGUCAAGUGGUGUGACCUUGGCCUUGCUUCCCGAAGCGGCACGUUUGUGGUGGCCAAUGAGAAAUAUACAGCUGUUUGCCGUCCUCCAGAGCUGGGUCAGAUCGGUGAUAAGAGCAUUCGUAUUGCUCCGUCUGCAGAUGUGUGGGCUUAUGGAUGCACGGUGUUCUCUGUGCUGAGCGCCUCCCCUGCCGCAUACUUGUUCCCAGAUCGGUCAGUCUUGUACUGCAAGAAGUUUGUCACGACACGCUUGAGCACAGCUGUGGGACACGAUGUGGAAGGUCAAAGAGUCAUAUCUCAGAUGCUCAAGCAGUCACCGCUUGAGCGAAUUUCGCUGGCAAGCUUCAUGUCCAAAGGAUUGGAGCGCAUCCGUGUCUGGUCAUGA